Perca fluviatilis (European perch) is the source of this 1950-nucleotide messenger RNA. RefSeq names its product rhodopsin-like. Gene Ontology annotation, cellular component: photoreceptor outer segment; membrane. The coding region runs from base 171 to 1235 and encodes 354 amino acids. The record is from RefSeq and is a predicted model, not a curated record. The transcript is spliced from 5 exons. Gene Ontology annotation, biological process: visual perception; phototransduction; G protein-coupled receptor signaling pathway. Gene Ontology annotation, molecular function: G protein-coupled receptor activity. Lineage: Eukaryota; Metazoa; Chordata; Actinopteri; Perciformes; Percidae.
CGUAAAGGGGCUGCAGAGCACGUAAGAUCCAGACGUCCUUUCUCCCCCAUUUGCACUACGGCUGCACUACAAGACUCCCUCACAGUGUUUGAUGUUUUUGAGAAGAGGCACAGACUGUUACAUCCAGUGUUAAAGUCUCAGAGGAAGAAAAAACAUCACCAACUGCAGCCAUGAAUGGCACAGAAGGACCCAACUUUUACGUCCCCAUGUCUAACAAGACUGGGUUGGUUCGCAGCCCAUUUGAGCACCCUCAGUACUACCUGGCUGAGCCCUGGAAGUACUCUCUUCUGGCUGCGUACAUGCUGUUCCUCAUCAUUACUGCCUUCCCCAUCAACUUUCUCACACUCUAUGUCACCAUCAAAAACAAAAAGCUGAGGACGGCUCUGAACUAUGUCCUGCUCAACCUGGCGGUGGCCGACCUCUUCAUGGUCCAUGGGGGAUUCACAGUCACUCUCUACACAGCACUGCAUGGAUACUUCGUCUUGGGGGUCACCGGCUGCAACAUUGAGGGAUUCUUUGCCACCUUAGGAGGGGAGAUUGCUCUCUGGUCUCUGGUGGUUUUGGCUAUUGAGCGCUACAUUGUAGUCUGUAAGCCAAUGACCAACUUCCGCUUUGGGGAGAAACAUGCCAUCGCUGGGCUAGCAUUUACAUGGAUCAUGGCCCUGACUUGUGCUGUUCCCCCUCUGCUCGGAUGGUCCCGGUACAUCCCAGAGGGAAUGCAGUGCUCCUGUGGGAUUGACUACUACACUCCUAAGCCUGAGAUCCACAACACCUCAUUUGUCAUCUAUAUGUUCGUCCUCCAUUUCCUUAUCCCCCUUAUUAUUAUUUUCUUCUGCUACAGUCGCCUACUCUGCACUGUGCGAGCGGCUGCGGCCCAGCAGCAAGAGUCUGAAACCACCCAGAGAGCAGAGAAAGAGGUGACACGUAUGGUUAUCAUCAUGGUGAUCUCCUUCCUGGUGUGCUGGAUGCCCUAUGCAACCGUGGCUUGGUACAUCUUUGCCAAUCAGGGAACUGAGUUUGGACCAGUGUUUAUGACUGCUCCGGCUUUCUUCGCCAAGAGUGCUGCUCUGUACAACCCAGUCAUCUACAUUCUGCUAAACAGACAGUUCAGAAACUGCAUGAUCACCACUGUGUGCUGUGGAAAAAACCCGUUUGGAGACAAUGAGGCCAGCACCGCUACCACCUCCAAAACUCAGACUUCGUCUGUCUCAUCCAGCCAGGUGGCCCCUGCUUGACCGGUGCCCUCUCCUCCCCCCUUCAAUGUCCCAUCUGUCCCUGCACACCUAGGGACCCACCACCGCAAAGCAGCACCAUGUUCAUUUGGCCAAUCCUCUUGACUUACAUCUCCAUGUGUCUUCACUGCACCGAUACAACUGCACUUUUAGUGGGACUGACAUACUCAUGAGCCAGAAUGAGUAUUUUCAAUCCAUUUAAUCAUGGAAAGUGUUCAGCUGGCUUCACAGAUUUGAACCCAGCAUCAAGGGGGUGUUGUGUGAUGAUACAACUGAACACAUUUCAAGCUCCCCACUACCCAAAAACACAUAAUAGGUGAAAACAAACCGAACCGGAUGAUUUCAUUCACAUCAACUCUUGUUCAAGUAAUUGUUGUAGCUAUAUAUCUCCAAAAUGCGCUUUAAACAAUCAAUUUUAUGAUUACUUGUAAUUGUGUAAUUAGUCAUGAAUUUGUUUAGAUAUCUCAGAUGAUUUUUGAGGCAUCAGAUGGGGCUGCCUCUUUCCUCUUUAUGGUGAAGAAGCUGGGGUUGUUAGUUUGCUCUUGGCAUUGACAUUGAGACAUGAGUGUAAACAGAUGGACCUGAAAAGAGCCUCUGCAGGGAGAUGGCUCCUCCUGCAAGACAGUGGAUGCUUAUAUAUGUGUGUGUGUGUGUGUGUGUGUGUGUGUGUGUGUGUGUGUGUUGGAUGGCAGACUGCCAGUGUGAGUAUUACAGAGGU